GGGAGGCUGGGAGGGGGAGUAGCAAUGGCUACUUAACCGAGAGUGAACUGCUGUGUGAUCGGGGUCUGCCGCUGUCACACUUGCCGCUCCAGUGGCAGGAAGGAGUCCAUCUCUGUCAAUUAGAGAAGAUCUUCUGGUGUGAUGGAGGCAAAGCACCACUUUUGAUAAUAACCCCGGGAGACAUUUUGAAGACAAACUGGGAGGUUGCUGUUACUGGUCUGCUGAGCGACCCUAAUCUUUCAACAUGACAUCUACAGGUUGUUCUUGAUUUAUCCUUGAUUUAUUUUUUCAGAAUAAGUGCAGCAACAGCUGACGGCCGGUGCCACUUCUCAGGGAUGCUCCCCAGAGGACACCUCAGUGGACAGGAUGAGCCCUACAAACCGGAGCCACUCCCACUGUCGCCCAAGAGGCAAGACCUGCAGGAGAAGAAAACACAGAGUCCCAAAGGGGGCCAAAGCCUGCGCAGAAAGCUGCGGCAGUGCCUGCAGGGACCAGAGGACGACUCCCUUCAUGACCUCUCAUCCGUGGAAACUAUGUGCACCAAAGCUGACAGCAGCACUUCGGCUUGCCUGGAUGGCAUCGGGGCUGUGGAGGACACUCUACCCAGGCUUAUUGAAAAGAUCCGAACCAUCGAAGCGAAAAAGGAGAGGGAGGAUGAGGCGGGAGAGGGAGCCUCUGGCAACAUUGUGGAGCAUAUUCUUAAAGAGCUGAAAGGCAUCAACAAGAUCCAGGAGGAAAUUUCCGACCUGAGGCAGUAUCUAACAUCUGUGCGAGGCUCCGUGGAUGAAGUAUCUUGUUGUGUUGAUGCUGUGCUCAGUGAAAUCGGUGAGCUUUACUCUGGAGCUUCAGCUGCACCUCAUCCUACUCGUGCCACUGAAACAUCACGCAUCAGGCGAGGAAGCCUGGGUAGACAGAACGCCAUCACAUCUCUUCAAGGGAGCGACACUGAUUCACUUUUACAUCGCGGAAAAUGCGGAGAUGAUUCCGGAUGUUUGCCUUCCCACAGAUCACCUAAAGAUUGGCACGUUGAGAGAGUCACUCCCCAACACCGAACCGACCAUGAGAACUCACAGCAUGGUUCAAGCAUGGGCAUGCUCGGCCCUUCUAAACCUGACCCCGGCUACUUGGAUAGGGGCCAUGACUACCAAAGCACCAGCUCUUUGUCCUCGUGCCACAGUUCCAAUUUCCCAGGAGCGAGCCUACUCUCUGGCGACACCGAAUAUGAAGGGUGGCCUUCUGAUGAAAUGCAGCACAGCGUCAGUGGGGAAGGAGCUUGGAGUGAGGAGGACAUUUGCUCUUGCGGGAACAGCGGAGAGGAGCUUGAGAAUGGUCUCGGUUUUUGGAGGACGUGCACCACAGAGGGGACACAAAGCAGCACACCGGGUCAUUCGUCACACAACAGCUCUGAGCAUUUUGCGUUGCUGUUCGGACACCAGCACAACUCUCCUUCCAGUUCUUCCAGUAGGCUUGACUGGAGGCCCCCCAGACUACCAACCGAGGAAGAAAACCUUGACUGCGACUGUUCUGCAAACUGCCCGUACUCCCGUAGCUCUGGUUAUCACACCAUGGAUGCUUGCGCAAACAAAUUGGGCAGUGAGCCCUCCAUGAGUCCGAGUCGCUCUACUGUGCUGUUGACGGACUGCGAUGAUGGUUACCUGCAAUCACAUUCACUGUGCGACGACUGUGCGUCUUGUGACACCCUUGAUCUGGGGUCUGCUGACAGUUUGGACAAGGAGUGGACCGAUCACACCAUCUCCAGGGAUGAAGCAGAAGAUUCAUUGUCACAAGAGUCUUCCGAAAUAGAUCCUGACAGUCCAGCAAGGACACCUAAUGUUGGGGUCAACGUGACCACUUUUAGCAAGGCUGUAUUAACUUUCCGGUCAGCUUUGAAAGGGGCUCUGAAAAAGUUAGAAGGAACCAGCCCUGAAGGUGUUAAAGAUGAUAGUGAAUCUGAAGCCCCUGAAUCCCUUGUCAGAGAAGCCAGUGAUCUGAAGGAGGAGCAGAGCACAACAGAUCUCACAGAGGCAGGGGUCAGUCCAACAGAGAAUCCUACCCAGCUUGCCCCAAAGAAGCAGGGUAAGGCUUCAGGCCAAGUGGAUUAUGGUGAGACACAUGAGGAGAGGUCAUGCUCCCUUCAAGCAUCACCCCAUGAAGCAAUCUCUCCCUGCACCCCGACUAAAUGUCAAUCUGGAGACAUUUCAGAGGACAACAGAGAAUUUCCAACAGAUGGGGAGCCCUCCAAGCUGGCCUUAAUACCUGACAGUUGUCCAGCAAGGCAGGACGAGUGUUGCCCGGGCUCAGGGGUCAGUACAGAGGAGGUGCAGUUAAGUCCAAUCAGAGAGAUCAACGUUCUUGACAAGGAAAAUCCAGGAAUGUCCACAGAUGCCAUUCACAGAGAGCGUAUGGCUAAUUUCCAGCGGAUUUUGAAGGAAAAGCGCCAAACCCGCAAUCAACUGUCCAAAUCUGCUCCGGGUUCCCAGGGGUCCAAAGGCUCUCAAGGCUCUCAGGGAUCCCAAUAUCAAGAUGAGUUUACUCCAGAAUGUUGGAGAGAAGAUGAUCAGGUCCAAGAUGAGGAACCCAAUGCCAGACAAGCUUGGGUCAAACCAGGUGGGGGGUCUGGGCUGUAUGGGAUUGACAGCAUGCCAGACCUGCGUAAGAAGAAGCCCAUCCCCUUGGUCAGCGAUGUGUCUCUUGUACAAGCCAGGAAGGCGGGGAUUGCAUCUGCCAUGGCCGCACGGUCCUCUGUCAAGGAUGGGGAGCUGAAGAACCACGUGUACAAGAAGACCCUUCAGGCUCUCAUCUACCCCAUUUCCUGCACCACGCCACAUAGCUUCGAGGUGUGGACCGCGACGACGCCCACGUACUGCUACGAGUGCGAGGGGCUGCUGUGGGGCAUCGCCCGCCAAGGCAUGCGUUGUUCUGAGUGUGGGGUCAAGUGCCACGAGAAGUGCCAGGAGCUGCUGAACGCCGACUGCCUGCAGCGUGCUGCAGAGAAGAGUUCCAAGCAUGGAGCUGAAGACCGAACUCAGAAUAUCAUCAUGGCCAUGAAGGACAGGAUGAAGAUCCGAGAAAGGAACAAGCCGGAAAUCUUUGAACUCAUCAGGGAGGUGUUCAGCGUCAGCAAAGCCACCCACGCACAGCACAUGAAGACCAUCAAGCAGAGCGUGCUGGACGGGACUUCAAAGUGGUCAGCCAAGAUCACCAUCACAGUUGUUUGCGCCCAAGGACUUCAGGCAAAGGACAAGACGGGAUCCAGUGAUCCAUACGUCACUGUUCAGGUGGGCAAGACCAAGAAGAGAACCAAGACCAUCUACGGCAACCUUAAUCCGGUCUGGGAGGAGAAGUUCCACUUCGAGUGCCACAAUUCCUCAGAUCGAAUUAAAGUGCGCGUGUGGGACGAGGAUGAUGACAUCAAGUCGAGGGUGAAGCAGCGCCUGAAGAGGGAGUCCGAUGAUUUCCUGGGCCAGAGUAUAAUCGAAGUGCGAACGCUGAGCGGAGAAAUGGACGUGUGGUACAAUCUGGAGAAGAGGACGGACAAGUCGGCCGUGUCGGGGGCCAUUCGCCUCCAAAUCAACGUGGAGAUCAAGGGAGAGGAGAAGGUGGCUCCGUAUCACGUGCAGUACACCUGCCUGCACGAGAACCUGUUCCACCACUCGACCGACAUGCUGGGCCAAGGCGCGGUGAAGAUCCCCGAGGCCCGCGGGGACGACGCCUGGAAGGUGUACUACGACGACGUGGCCCAGGACAUCGUGGACGAGUUUGCCAUGCGCUACGGGAUCGAGUCCAUCUACCAGGCGAUGACGCACUUUGCCUGUCUGUCGUCCAAGUACAUGUGUCCCGGGGUUCCCGCCGUGAUGAGCACGCUGCUGGCCAACAUCAAUGCUUUCUACGCCCACACCACCGCCUCCACCAAUGUGUCCGCCUCCGACCGCUUCUCUGCUUCUAAUUUUGGGAAAGAACGCUUUGUCAAGCUUUUAGAUCAGCUGCACAACUCCCUGCGCAUCGACCUGUCGACCUACAGGAACCACUUUCCCGCCAGUAACAAGGAUCGGCUGCAGGAUUUGAAAUCCACUGUGGACCUCCUGACCAGCAUCACUUUCUUCAGGAUGAAGGUCCAAGAGCUGCAGUCUCCACCGAGAGCCAGCCAAGUGGUGAGGGACUGUGUCAAGGCCUGCCUCAACUCUACGUACGACUACAUCUUCAACAACUGCCACGAGCUGUACAGCAGACAGUAUCAGCCCGCCGACGCGAACAAGGAGGAGCUCCCGUUGGAGGAGCAGGGUCCGAGCACCAAGAACUUGGAAUUCUGGCCCAAACUCAUCAUGCUCAUAGUCUCCAUCAUCGAAGAGGACAGGAACUCCUACACACCUGUGCUCAACCAGUUCCCCCAAGAGCUGAAUGUAGGGAAGGUGUCAGCGGAGGUCAUGUGGACAUUGUUCGCUCAGGACAUGAAGUACGCAAUGGAAGAGCACGAGAAGCUGAGGCUGUGCAAGAGCACCGACUACAUGAACCUGCAUUUCAAAGUCAAGUGGCUCAGCAAUGAAUAUGUCAAGGAGCUGCCCAACUUCAAGGGCGUCGUUCCAGACUACCCCUCAUGGUUCUUGCAGUUUGUGCUACAGUGGUUGGACGAGAAUGAAGACGUAUCCAUGGAGUUUAUGCAUGGAGCCCUCGAAAGAGACAAAAAGGAUGGAUUCCAGCAGACGUCUGAGCACGCUCUGUUCUCCUGCUCUGUGGUGGACAUCUUCACGCAGCUCAACCAGAGCUUUGAGAUCAUCAAGAAGCUGGAAUGCCCCGACCCUAAUGUCAUGGCUCAGUACAGUCGCCGCUUCUCCAAGACUAUUACCAAAGUUCUCCUGCAGUACAGCGCCAUUCUGACCAAGAGUUUUCCUACCUAUAUCGACAAGGAGAAGAUUCCGUGUGUCCUGUUGAACAAUGUGCAGCAGUUACGAAUCCAGCUGGAGAAGAUGUUUGAGUCGAUGGGCGCCCAACAGACCGACAAGGAGAAGUUGGAGAGCGCUGAUGAAGAGUUGGAGCCUGCUGGUAAAAAGAUGGACCCUGAGGCCAGUGUCUUGCUGAACGACCUGCAGGUGAAGCUGAACAACGUGCUGGACGAGCUCAGCAGGACCUUCGGGAACAGUUUCCAGAACCGCAUCAAUGACUGCAUGCGACAGAUGGCGUCGCUCCUGUACCAGAUCAAAGGGCCGCUCAACGACAGCAACAAGAACCAGGUGGACGCCGACUCUGACAACAUGCUGCGGCCACUCAUGGAUUUCCUGGAUGGAAAGCUCACACUGUUUGCCACCGCGUGCGAGAAGACCGUAUUGAAGCGCGUGCUCAAGGAGCUGUGGAGGAUCGUGAUGGGCAGCCUGGAGAAGACCAUCGUCCUGCCUCAGGGCAGCGACACCUUUGGGGCACAGAUUCUCUCUGCUGCGAAGGAACUGGGCCAGCUCUCCAAACUCAAGGAUCACAUGGCAGGGGAGGCUAAGAGCCUGUCUCCCAGGCAGUGUGCCGUCAUGGACGUGGCACUGGACACUAUCAAGCAAUACUUCCACGCGGGAGGCAACGGGCUUAAGAAGGCGUUCCUAGAGAAGAGCCCUGAGCUGUCGUCGCUACGCCACGCCCUGUCGCUCUACACCCAGAGCACGGACACACUCAUCCAGACCUUUGUGACCACCCAGCAUGCACAAGUGCACGGUGGGAAGGGCAUGAGGAUAACUCCUAGUGAGAAAAUACAGCCCAGCAAGGGUCUGGCCGUGGACAAGCCGAUCGGCGAGGUGUCCGUCCAGAUGGAGCUGCACACUCAUCCUGGGAAAGGGGAACGGAAAGUCGCCGUCAAAGUUAUCGGAGCCAACGACUUGAAGUGGCAAACGUCGGGCAUGUUCCGGCCCUUCGUGGAGGUCACCAUGAUCGGGCCUCACCUCAGCGACAAGAAGCGGAAAUUCCAGACCAAGUCGAAGAACAACAGCUGGUCUCCCAAGUACAACGAGAGCUUCCAGUUCGCCCUUGGUAACCAGGACGGCUUCGAGUGCUACGAGCUGCAGGUCUGCGUCAAGGACUACUGCUUCGGGCGGGCCGACCGCGUGGUGGGCGUGGCCGUGGUGCAGCUGAGGGACGUCGCGGGGAGGGGCACGUGCGCGUGCUGGUGCCCGCUGGGCCAGCGCAUCCACAUGGACGACACAGGCCUCACGGCCAUGCGCAUCCUGUCGCAGCGCUCCAGCGACGACGUGGCCAAGGAGUUUGUGAGGCUCAAGUCAGAGACGCGCUCGGCCGAGGAGGGCAGAUGAGGGGAGCUGGAGGGAGGGAGGAGGGGGUGUGGGGGCAGGUAAUAGACAUGGGAUGUCAUGUGACAGUUUCUUUUUAUCAGAGACGGACAGCUGGACUCUUUUGUACGGACCUGUUUGUGUCUUAGCGGCGCCGACACGCUUCUAAGCCAGCUGCCUCUCCAAGGCGGUGAGCGUUUACUGUCUUUAUGCCCCCCCUCUCCCGCUCCUCUAGGCCGGGCCAAACAGUUUCAGCAUCUCACUAGUGUUGUUAUUUUUUGUCCAAUAACUCCUUCACACACACACACACACACACACACACUGUGGCCGUGGGUUUUUAUGCCUUACUGUGAAUGAAUGUGUGACAAAAAGGUUGUAGUUUGGAUUCCAGAAGAAUUUAUUAGGGAGCAUCUCCUUCCUCCCAGAUGAUGAAAUAUCACAAGUGGUGUCCCAAGAGAAGGGACUCGAACUCUCACCUCUUAGUUCAAAUCAUCCGGUUAAAUGUGUGCCUUGCCAUUGAGUAUGGGACUGUCUGUGGUCAUGUGACGUCAGCGUGGGAACCCGUUUGUAAGCUCCACUAGCAGCUCCAGUGUAACCAAGACGGUGCAGCCGUUUUUAUUUAUUAAUUUUAAUACAUAUUUAUUUUUCAAAUCGCCGUCCACCUGCCAGGUCGCUGUGACUCGAGCUGUUUGUUCAACCACGACACGCAUUCAGUCAUAUUCAAAGUGACGGUGGAGACGACAGCGAGAGUUGUAUUUAUAGAAACAUAUGCUCAAACUUUCAGGUGACUGUUUUCUUCCAAAAGAACUAAUAAAUGAUAUCUGAACGUGUAGAUUUACAUUACUGCUCGGUUUAUGAGUGGCCUUACUUACAUGGGGGAAAACAAGUGAAGUCUUUUAAUUUAUUUACCAUUUCCUUGUAUGUCCGAUGAGGACUCGGCCAGUUGUUGUCAUUUAGUCUAUUUGUUGCCCAUAAUGAUGUCCAAUAUGUGAUGCUCGUUAUCAUUUCAUAACUUUUUAUCUUUGACAUUGCAAAAAAAGUUGCAACUGUAUUUUGUGUUUAUAAAGUGUGUGUGUGUGUGUGUGUGUGUGUGUGUGUGUGUGUGUGUGUGUGUGUGUGUGUGUGUGUGUGUGUGUGUGUGUGUGUGUGAGAGAAACCGAUGUCUCCUCUUUGUUACAGGAAGUGCCACGCUGUGAAUUCUCAUUCUUUGAUAUACACGUUCCUUGUGCCAAGCUACAAAUGUUCACUUUAUUUAUUCUUUAUUUCUUUUCUUUUCUAAAUGUGUUAACCCUUGCACUGCCACCGAAUCCCUGCAAUAGUUAACUCUACCAGUAUAUCAGUCAUUGUAACUGCAUUUGUGUUUUUUUUCUUCUCUGUACUGAAAUAUUGUCACAAUGUGAGCAUUCUCAUGAAUUUUGCAUAAAGUAUGACUAUCUAUAAACAUCUUGACCUGUUUAUUCUCAGUGCAGUAGGACAUUCCUCGUUGAUUGCUCAGUUAUUUUCCACCUGAGAGAGAGAGAUUCUAAAUCAAGACAUUUGUAUAAUCUAGUAAAAAUACUAGGGUCUGAACC
Molecule: messenger RNA, 7831 nt
Organism: Pungitius pungitius (ninespine stickleback)
Lineage: Eukaryota; Metazoa; Chordata; Actinopteri; Perciformes; Gasterosteidae
Product: protein unc-13 homolog B-like
Exons: 36
Coding region: 336-6284 (1982 amino acids)
Biological process (GO): neuromuscular junction development; synaptic transmission, glutamatergic; presynaptic dense core vesicle exocytosis
Cellular component (GO): synaptic vesicle membrane; plasma membrane; presynaptic membrane
Molecular function (GO): phospholipid binding; syntaxin-1 binding; calmodulin binding
Source: RefSeq, a predicted model, not a curated record